GAAGCCGUGGUCCUUCGUUGCGCUAGGGGCGCUGUUUGCAUGACUUUCACAUUGUUGUUGUGACACGCGGUGUGAACGAGGUAGAGACGAUGGCUGCAACGAUGAAGGGUCCUGUGGGAGUUGAAGAUGUCAAUGUCACUUUCGAGGACCAGCAGAAGAUCAACAAGUUUGCCAGGAGCACGAAUCAAAUGACAGAGCUCAAAAAAGAAAUUGAGUUAAAAAAGAAAUCAUUGCAGAACUUGCAGGAUGCUGGCGAUGACCUAAUGAUGUUUGAUGACGACUCGCUGUUGAUUCCAUAUCAAAUUGGCGAUGUAUUUAUCAGUCACACGCAAGAAGAAACGCAAGAGAUGCUUGAGGCUGCUAAGGAGGAAUUGGAGCAAGAGGUCAAAGAACUUGAAGAACGCGUGUCGGCCAUCCAGAAGCUCCUGUCAGACCUGAAGGUGCAGCUCUACGCAAAGUUUGGCAACGACAUCAACCUGGAAGCGGACGAAAGCUGAGAUGGGAUUUUUGAUGAAUACUCACUCAGGACUUUAACAGAACAUUUGACAACAAUAGGAGGUCCAGUUGGAGCUGAUCUGCAAUGUUAACACAAAGAUAAAUAAGGACAACAAUGGAAGAAUAAAAAAAACAGGAAAGAAUAAAUGCCUUUCAGGUGUAUUUCGUU
Molecule: messenger RNA, 664 nt
Organism: Corythoichthys intestinalis (scribbled pipefish)
Lineage: Eukaryota; Metazoa; Chordata; Actinopteri; Syngnathiformes; Syngnathidae
Gene: pfdn4
Product: prefoldin subunit 4
Exons: 4
Coding region: 90-497 (135 amino acids)
Biological process (GO): protein folding
Cellular component (GO): cytoplasm; prefoldin complex
Source: RefSeq, a predicted model, not a curated record